Molecule: messenger RNA, 702 nt
Organism: Penicillium brasilianum
Lineage: Eukaryota; Fungi; Ascomycota; Eurotiomycetes; Eurotiales; Aspergillaceae
Source: the annotation of a GenBank genome assembly
AUGGCUCCACCCACAAAGCAAUCCCGUCCGCUCGGCCUAAUCAUUGACGAAACCCUCACCGAUCUUGCACAGGAUACAAGUGCGGCCAAGCCAAAGGACAGCGACAGUGAAGUUGGACCUCAGGUAUCAGUCGUGACAGAUCCAGACAUGAAUGGUACUUUACCAGCGAUCAGCGACAUCUACAAUCUCAUUGCCACCAAGAUGAAUACAGACAUUGUGGACAGAAAUGGCCUAUGGGAACCACUCUGCGGAUUGAAGGGACACGAUGCCAUCUCCUUCACACGAGAGCGCUUCGCGUCAGUGACCGGAGUCUGCGCUACGACACUCAGGGAGGUCGCAAAGGCCGCGGGGGAGAUCAAUAAGUACCUAAACAGAAAAGAUUGGUCUCAGAAAGAAGCUGCGUUGAAGGAGGAAACAGACCCCGUUUUUCAUGCGUUGGUGAAGAGAUUCGCGAAGGUUUCGAGGGACUGCAAUACGACCCUCGAAAGAAUGCCCGAGUCGCAAUGGCGCGCAAUCGCACUCACCAACUAUAUUCUUGUUGGCCUUCAGUACCCACGCAUCGCGGUCAACAAUGAGCUGCGCAGACCUGCGAUCUCAGACAUCUCCGCAUUCCUUGCCAUGAAUCCCAGAAAUUUCGACAUAGCGUCGGUACGUCAGACAAGCAACAAUGCGGCGGAUACCAAUUCCCCCGAAUUCCGUUGA